CCGUGCAGUCAGCGUGUGAUAUUUCACAUGUCGCCCGCAGUUCCCGAGUCGAGCCGCGAUUGGUCGGCGCAGGGUCAGGUGGCGACUCCGCGGGCACAGAGGCGCGCUCCCGGUGAUAAGCACGCGACGCCUCCAUCCGGGUCUCCGACACGGACUCACUCUGCAUCAUGGCGGCUUUAGGUAAGAAGAACAAGAAGAAGGGGAAGACCCUGACUCUUACCGACUUCCUUGCGGAGGACAGUGGGAGCAACAACACCUCAAACUACCCGCCCGUCAAGCCCACCAGCUGGGCCGACGAGACAGAUGACCUGGAGGGAGAUGUGUCCACCUCGUGGCACACCGAAGAAGACACGUACCGCGCGCCCGCGAUCGACCGCUCCAUCCUGCCCACAGCCCCGCGCGCAGCGCGCGAGCCCAACGUGGAUCGCUCCCGCCUCCCUCGCGGCCCCCCCUACACGGCCUUCCUGGGGAACCUGCCCUACGACGUCUCGGAGGAAUCUAUCAAGGAAUUCUUCAGAGGGCUCAACAUUAGCGCUGUGCGUCUGCCCCGUGAACCCAGCAACCCCGAGCGGCUCAAAGGGUUUGGGUAUGCAGAGUUCGAUGAUGUGGACUCAAUACUGAGAGCACUGACCCUCAACGAGGAGAACCUAGGGAACCGAAGAAUUCGGGUGGAUAUUGCAGACCAGUCACAAGAGAAAGAGCGAGAGGAUCGCUCGUCUGGCUGGGACCGCGACAGGAACCGAUCAGACGGAGGUCCUGAUAAGACUGACGGGGACUGGCGGGCGAGGCCGAGCGCAGACAGCGAUGACGCCGGGCCACGGCGUGGUGGAGAGGAUUCCUUCGGGGAAAAAUCGCGGGACCGCUUCGACCGCGAUGGCCCGCGCAGAGACGACAGGUAUGAGGGCGGACGAGACAGAGACCGGUUCAGGGAGCGGUAUGAUGACCGGGACCGCAGAGACUACGAUAAAGCAGACUCUUCGACAGCCUUUGAUUCGCGUGGCGGGGGCCGCCGGGCCUUCGGCAGCGGGUUCAAACGGGAUUACGACGACCGGCGGGACGACUUCCGGGGCGGCAGCGAUCGCUACGGAGACCGCGAGGACCGUUUCGAGAGGCGGGAGGAGCGCCCGUCCAGGGACGAGAGGCGCGAAGAGAGAGGUCCAGUGCAGAGACCCAAGCUGAACCUGAAGCCCCGCAGCGUCCCGAAGGAAGAGGAAACCGCGGGGCCUCCGGCACAAACUGGCCGCGCUUCCUCCAUCUUCGGGGCUGCCAAGCCUGUGGACACCGCGGCCAAGGAGAGAGAGGUGGAGGAGAGGCUGAAGAAAGAGCAGGAGAAGCUGCAGAGGCAGCUUGAGGACGACAAGGGCAGAGUCAUCGAGCGCAGGCCUCGGGAGAGACAUCCGAGCUGGCGCAGUGAGGAACAGCCUGCUGAGCGGUCGCGGACAGGCAGCGAGUCCUCCCAGCCAGGAAGUACUGGCUCCACCGCUGGGCGUGCCACACGCCGUAGAGAGAGUGAGCGCUCGGUGGAGAACGAGGUGUUCAACCGCGAGGAGGACCCUCCCUCACCCGGGACACGCCCCCCCACAGCCAAGCAGGACACCCUGCCUCUGAAAGUAGUGCCGGCGCCCCCGCCCAAGGAGAACGCCUGGGUGAAACGCCCCACCGUGUCUGGAGGCUCCAGCGACCAGGACCCCCGCUCUCCAGUGUCGCCCGGCGGCAAUGCACCGCCAAGCUUCACCAGACAAUCAAGCUCUCCCGAUGGCAGUGUGUCCCAGAAAGGAAGAGAUGAGAACCGGUCAGACGGUGUUCGACGGGACAGACCCCCUGCGAAAGGGAGGGGGGGCUCUGCAGGUCCCGGGACAGGGAGGGGGCGAGGAGAAGGAGCAAACAAAGAUCGACGAAGGGAGGCAGACAGGAAAGACAGCAAGAGGGAUCGAGACUCUAAACCAGCACCUGAGCCAAAGAAAUACGAGGAAUCUCCAAUCCCUAAGUUCAGCUCAGCGAGUAAGUUUGCAGCCUUGCUGAUGGACGAGGAUGUGGAUGACAAUGCUGAAUAAAAUCCGUCUGUCUUCGCAGCCGCCAGCCACCACUACCACCUACCGCUUCAAAAAUAAACCCAGCCCCCGCGGCACAGGCAAACCGAUUCACUGCUCUCCAUUCUUUUCAGGACUCUAUCUGAAAACUAGAAGACAAAAAAAAAUAAGUGACGGACUUGUGUUUUAAAGAAGAAAAGGAAAUUGAUUAAAUAUUAAUAAUUAAUAAUAAAUAAAAAAA
This is a messenger RNA of Acipenser ruthenus (sterlet), 2271 nucleotides long. Its product is annotated as eukaryotic translation initiation factor 4B-like. The record is from RefSeq and is a predicted model, not a curated record. Gene Ontology annotation, molecular function: RNA binding. The coding region runs from base 168 to 2054 and encodes 628 amino acids. The transcript has 15 exons. Lineage: Eukaryota; Metazoa; Chordata; Actinopteri; Acipenseriformes; Acipenseridae.